Egretta garzetta (little egret) is the source of this 3106-nucleotide messenger RNA. RefSeq names its product transmembrane protein 174 (gene TMEM174). Lineage: Eukaryota; Metazoa; Chordata; Aves; Pelecaniformes; Ardeidae. Bases 107 to 841 code for a protein of 244 amino acids. The record is from RefSeq and is a predicted model, not a curated record. The transcript has 3 exons.
GCGAGCUGUUGUCGCACUGUGUGAUACGAAUGCACAGGAGGUUAAAGACACCUUUGCUGAUUUUGAAGAAGCAGUCUGAAAGGCAGAAGAUACAUUAUACUCAGUAAUGGAGCAGAACAACAACAGCGUAGAAGAUUUCUCCUUGAACGUCUUUUCUGUCACUCCUUAUCAGCCAAGCAGAUCCGAUGUCCUGGUGUCAGAUGGGGAUAAAGCCGGCGCCACUUUGCUCUUCUCAGGUGUGUUUUUGGGACUGGUGGGGAUCACUUUCACUGUGAUGGGAUGGAUAAAAUACGACGGCGUUACUCACCUGGAGUGGACUCAGUUACUGGGGCCCAUUCUGCUGUCUGUUGGGGUGACUUUUAUUCUGAUUGCUGUUUGUAAAUUUAACAUGCUUACAUGCAAGCCCUGUAAAGAGAGAGAGGAAAACAUGUCAGACCUCGACCAAACUGCAAGCGGACAGUCCUUCGUCUUCACCGGCAUUAACCAGCCUAUAACUUUUCAUGGCGCCACUGUGGUACAGUACAUCCCUCCGCCGUACCCAGCCCAAGAAGGCAUUGCUGUGAGCCCUGGCUACCUUCACCCGGUGCUCAGCUGCUGUGGUGCUGUUUCCUCCAGUGCCUCACCCAUUCCCACCCCGGGCUCUGCUCACUUCUGCCCUGCCUGCCCCCUGGAUAACCCAGCUUUUACCGGAGACGAGAACUACGCUACUUAUGCUACAGAGAAUACCAGGAAUCAGAGGUCAGAGGACAGUUGUGACGAGCCAGAAGAACUGCUGGAAGACUAUGCCUGUCAUGACAUGUCACCUCCACGUUAUGACGAAAUAUACCCGCUGUCUUCAUAAAAUAACCACGGACAAUUCUAAGAGAUGCCAGCUUUUAAUCCCCAAGAAUCUUUUCUCUUAACACUUGCAUGACAAGCGAGUGUGAAAAAGAUCUUGGUGCUGAUACGCAGUUCAGUAUCACUGAAGAUACUUAACUAAUCUCUUCUUUUCUCCCUCAAGAUUCAUUAGCCCUUUGCUAUGCAGUUUAAUAGCAGAGCUAUUGAUUAUUUAAUGGCAAAACUAUUAAUAGCAAAGCUAUUAAACUCAAGGAUCUAAAUCCAUAUUAGGGUUCCCCAACAAGAAACCUGAUUUUCAGACUUGCUGAAACCAGUAUGAACUGUGAAUGCGCAAGAGGUUUGUGGAAGGUCAUGAUUGCUCCUGGACAUUCAGCAUCAUUAGAAAACACUUGAUUCAUUGUUGAUAUAUUUUCCCUCUUGAUUGUUUGGGAAACUUCAAAAGUGCUCAAACGUCUGAUCCAUGAAAGUGCCUAUAAUGUCUUAAUUCAGUCUGAUUCCUUAGACUAGCUCAUUCAUUAAUAAGUCCAGUCUACAGAUUAAACUUCCUCUGCUUGGUUCACCUGUACAGCCAAGUCCUGUGCACAUUUUUGGAGCACUCUACUUGAACCAGAGCAUUCCAGAGCAGAGAAAAUACAAAUAGUGACCUCUGCCCAUUUUUAUGCAGACCUCUAAGAGAUCCUGCACGCAUCAAAUUCACUUCGCUUCUUGACUGAAUGUGGGUCCCAGGCACACAACUCAGGCUGCAGGUUCCCCCAGAGCAUCCAGGCAACUAUGGGCUGCAGUGAACUUUCUUGUUCAAGUUCAACUUUCAAGAUCAGCAUGGUUCCAGUUGUUUCAUCCACAAAUGGAUUUACAGCCGUAUCUAACAAAGGAUGAGGGUGCAUAAACUACAAAAUCUUGCAAUCCAGAAUGGAGGUCCCAAAAAGCUUUGCUCAGGAGCUGUGUAAACCCCAGAGCAGCGAGAAUGCCAGAAGUCCUUUUGGUUUUAUUUUGUAUUUCCAUAUAUGCAUCAAGUUCUGCUUUUGAGUGGUGCCUAGAAGUACCCUGACACAUCUGGACAAGCCAGAUGCAGGAUCCCAUCGUUUUUGCCUAUCUGCCUCAAAGUUCUCAAACCAAAAGCUGUUCUCAGCCCACAGCUGCUGCAGCAGGCACCACACAAAAUGGUACAGAGGGCAGUGAUUACCGCCCAAAGCCACUGAGUGGCGUGCUGCUGGCGUGCCUGCGGGUCAGUCUCCUGGCCUGGAAUGGCACGGCUAAAAGCAGGUGUCUACUAUGGAAUGCAUGAAUUCUCUCUUAGUUGCCAACACAGCUGUCUCAGAUCCUACCAGUUGUCAUUGACCUGCGAUUGAUGUCAUCGAUCUCAUUCCUGAGGGCUGGAGAACCUGAGCAUGGGCAGGCAGGAUGGGAUGUACCUGUCAGCUGGAAGUCAGUGAGUGCCCAUGCAGCCUUGCUAGCAAUCAGGACACGUAGCUCAGGAUGGAGAGGUCAGGAUGGAGAUGCAACAUUGUCCAGUUUCAUGGAGCUGCAGGUGCACACCGACCUCCCUGGCCUGUACACUUAGAGGGUGCCAAGCAACAGAGCACUUUUGGAGGGGCACAAGACAACCACUGUGCUCCACAGCAACGGAUGUGACACUGGCAGAGGUCAUAUUUGGGACACAACAUUUAAACCGACUCAAAGCUGGAUCAGCAACUGAGCAGCAGCUACUGGACAGUGACCACAAACUAUGUGCAAGGUUUUCUCACUAGAGGAAUAUGGGGCAUGCUGCUUUUCCGCAGCAAUGGCCCAGUGUUAGCAGGUAGGCACGUACAGUUGCAGAAAGUCAGGCACUCUGUGUUCAGCAUGAUCUCUACGGGACUGAGUGAGAGAACAGAAGUACGUAAAAAUAAAUGCAGGUUUCUCUUAUGGAAAUCUCUUGCUCCUCUUCAAGAAGUUACACAGAGGUGAACCCAUCCUUCCUCCACAGCAGGAAACUAGAAGGUCCCAAAUCCCCAGUUAGUUCCACAUGGACAGAUCCCUGCACUUAGCACGUAGUUCUGCUGACUCCAGCAAGCACUGCAGGAGCGCAGAGGUCAGGCUUGAUGGAUCCAGUUGCAGGACCAGGGUCAAAAUUUCUACCCGAUCACCCUCCCCCACCCCCCACAAGAAGAAAAUUCCUUCAGUCAGAAACCACAGACUUUUGCUGCUGCUCUCUCUUUUUUUUUUUUUCCCCUCCCCCAAAUAUGUGGCAUUAGCAUGUUUCAUGGGGUACUCAUAACGUUAUUUUUAA